Messenger RNA from Uranotaenia lowii, 4744 nucleotides. RefSeq names its product DNA polymerase alpha catalytic subunit (gene DNApol-alpha180). Lineage: Eukaryota; Metazoa; Arthropoda; Insecta; Diptera; Culicidae. Gene Ontology annotation, molecular function: DNA-directed DNA polymerase activity; chromatin binding; pyrimidine nucleotide binding. The record is from RefSeq and is a predicted model, not a curated record. The transcript has 5 exons. Bases 146 to 4630 code for a protein of 1494 amino acids. Gene Ontology annotation, biological process: leading strand elongation; mitotic DNA replication initiation; lagging strand elongation. Gene Ontology annotation, cellular component: alpha DNA polymerase:primase complex.
CACGGAUUUUCAAAAGUGCUUCGCGAAAUUGAUUCGUAAAUUUUGAAUCGCUGAGUUAUUUUCGUGAUUUUGGUGUGUUAUUCGGAAUUUACUGCAAAUCUUAUGUUCACAAUAGAAAUUACUUAAAUUCAAGUUACCAUUCGAAAUGAGCGAAUCGCCAAGUUCCGAUCAGCGCAGCAAACGUCGUCGAAUCGACAAACACGGCCGCUUUGCGGCUCUCGAGCGACUCAAGAACUUGAAAGCGGCCGGUGUCAAGAACAAAUACGAGGUCGACGAAAUCAAGAACGUAUACGAUGAGGUCGAUGAGUCCGAGUACGCCCGGAUCGUAAAUGAACGGGUCCGGGAAGAUUUUGUCGAGGACGACGAUGAUGCAUUUGGAUACGUGGAAAAUGGCCGGGAGGUAUUCGACGAGGACGAACUCGAUAUGGAAGGUUCCAGCAGUCGCAAAGGAAACAAAUCUGAUAAGAAGAAAGGCAAAAAACGUGGCCGAGAAGAUACUACACCGGCCAGUUCAGGGCCUGUCACUGGGAGAAAAUCGCUCAAAAAUUAUUUCAACAAAGAACGUGAAUCGAAGGCCAAAAUCGCGGACGAUGACAUUCUGGCGGACAUUUUGGGUGAAAUCAAAUCAUCGGAUGGCGCGGGUGGCGAAAGCAGCGUUAUUCAACCGGUGAAGGAAAUUCGACCAAUGAAAAUGGUGACCAAACCCAAACCAGUCAGCAAGGACGAGGAGAUGAAAAAGUAUAUGGAAAAUUUUAGCAAAAAUAUUAAAAAGACCGAAAAAGUUGAGGAAAACGAUAGUGAUGAAGAGAUGUUGGAUAGAGUUUUGAAGCAAAGUUCAGCUGACAAUAAACCGAAGGAAAAAGCUAAGUUUACAGCUCCUGCGGCAGUUCCUAGAAAGGAAGUUCGAGAAGAGACAGUGACCAGAGAAAUUUCUCAACCGACAACCCCAGCUCCAGUUGUAAAGACCGAGCUAGAAACCGAUUUGUCAACCAUCGAUCAGGACUUUUUGGACGAUGAUUUCGAUUUAACUGGUGCUGAAGUCGAAACACAAGUCACGCAAAAGUGUUCAGUAAGCCAGCUGAAGAAAGAUCCGUCCAAUGAAGCAGAGACAUCGAUGAAGGAAACCGAUUCCGAGAAGCUGCUUAGUGGGUGGGGCAACAUUUGCAUAUCGGAGUUGGAAGACGAAAUGAUAACCGAGAUGGACAGCAGUUUUUCAGCGGACAGCGAUGAGACGGUUCGGUUCUGGUUCUGGGACGCCUGGACAGACCCGGCCAAAUGUCAAGGAGAAAUUUACAUUUUCGGAAAGAUGCCAACUGGAAAGAAACCAAAUGAGUUCAUUUCGGUUUGUGUCCAUGUAACCAAUGUGGAUCGUUGCUUGUACCUGCUGGCCAGGGAGAAGGAGCUUGACGUUCGUAGCGGAACGGAUCUAGAUAAAGAAGUCAGCAUCCUAGAUGUGUAUAACGAAUUUUGCAACGAUAUAAGUUCUAAGCUCAAAGUUACAAAGUACCGAACCAAGAAAGUUACAAAGAACUUUGCCUACACCAGUGGAAUGAGCGAAUUGAAGGUUCCAGCUCAGAGUGAAUACUUGGAAGUUCGGUACAGCGCUAAGCUGCCUGCACCCGCACUGGAUAAAAAGUACCGAACGAUUUCUCACAUUUUCGGAACGAACACAAAUGUCGUGGAGCAAUUUCUCAUCGAACGAAAAGUGAAAGGUCCUUGCUGGAUGGAAUUGAAAAACUUCACCAAAAAUUCCAGUCCUUCGAGUCACUGUAAAGUGGAGUUUUCGGUCCCGGACAUAAACUGCAUCAGCGUUGCCCAGGAUGCUUCAGCCGUAGCUCCACCCCCGUUGGUAGUCUGCGCAAUUAACGUUCGCAGCAUUUUAAACAAGGCCACCAACGAAAUUUCGAUGAUAUCGGUGCUUGUUCAUGAUCGAUUUCCUUUGAACAAACCUCCACCAAAUCCGCCCUUUAACAGACACUUUUGUGGAGUUGCACGCCCUAAUGGAACUGUCUGGCCGUACGAUUUUAACCCAGCCGAUCCGAAACUCAAUACAAAGGUAACCAAAUGUGAAAACGAACGCAUGCUUCUUAACUGGUUUUUGUCCAUUUACGGGAACAUCGAUCCGGAUUUGAUCGUCACACAUGAUGCGUACGAUUUCCAAAUGGAUUUAAUCUGCCAGCGACUGAUGACGCUUAAAAUUCAACAAUGGGCUCGCAUCGGCCGUUUGAAGAUGAAGAGUCCUUCAAGUCGGCGCGUGGAUGACUUUUUUGUUGGUCGGUUGAUUUGCGAUGUUAAAACAUCGGCCGAAGAGCUUAUUAAAUCUCGUAGCUAUGACCUGAAUACGUUGUGUACGGAAGUAUUAAAAAUUCAAGAAGGCGAACGUAAAGAUGUGUUGCUGGAUGAUAUUCCGGGUAUGUUCGAAAACUCGGCAGAUUUGAAGCAACUUAUCGGAUUGACCAUGCAGGAUAACUUUUACACACUGCGAUUGAUGUGUGAGCUAAAUGUGCUUCCAUUGGCAUUGCAGAUUACUCAGAUUGCCGGUAAUCUGAUGAAUCGAACUUUGCACGGUGGAAGGGCCGAGAGAAAUGAAUUUCUGCUUCUGCAUGCUUUCAACGAGAAAGAUUUCAUUAUGCCGGAUAAGGUUUUGUUCAAGGGAGGACCACAGGAAGGUCAAGAGAAUGCAGAACGUCGUAAACCGAAAAGUAAAGCCGCAUAUUCUGGAGGUUUGGUCCUGGAUCCGAUAAAAGGAUUCUACGACAAGUUUAUUUUGCUUAUGGAUUUCAAUUCCCUGUAUCCAAGCAUCAUUCAAGAGUACAAUAUCUGCUUCACAACUGUGCUUCCACCGGCUCCGGGAGAAGAAGAGGGAUCGGCUGAAAUUCUCCAAACAGAUGAGAUGGGAAUUCUACCACGGCAAAUUCGUAAACUGGUAGAGAGUCGUAAAGCAGUGAAACAGUUGAUGAAAGCAUCUGGUUUGGAACCGGAACUGAAAAUGCAAUACAACAUUCGACAGAUGGCAUUGAAGUUAACGGCAAACUCUCUGUACGGAUGUCUCGGUUAUACAAGGUCUCGUUUCUACGCUCAGCACAUGGCCGCUCUGAUCACCCUUAAAGGCAGAGAAAUUCUCAUGAACACUAAGGGUAUCGUUGAGAAAAUGAACUACCAGGUCAUCUACGGUGAUACAGACAGUAUCAUGAUCAACACCAACAGCAUCGACUACGAGCAGGUUUUCAAAAUUGGUUCUAACAUCAAGCAGAUUGUGAACAAAACCUACAAAUGCCUGGAACUAGAUGUGGAUGGAAUCUACAAGUACUUGCUGUUGUUGAAAAAGAAAAAGUACGCAGCCGUUUCGAUCGCUAAGAUCGGUGACGAAUACAAAUGUACUCAGGAACUCAAAGGUCUGGACAUAGUUCGUCGAGAUUGGUCCAAACUGGCAGUUAUCGCUGGUAAUUUCAUUCUCAGCGAAAUUCUGUCCGACAAACCAAUGGAUGAGCGAAUAGAAAACAUUCACCUCAAGUUGGAGAAGAUUAAAGAAGACCUGUUGAACGGUGUAACUUUCCCCUCGUUGCUAGAGAUCACAAAACAACUCACGAGGCCUCUAAGCGAAUACUCGGACACGGCUCAGCUUCCACACGUUUCGGUUGCUGUGCGAAUGAACAAGCAGCGUAAUCGUAACUUCAAGCGUGGUGACGUGGUCGGUUACAUUAUCUGCGAAGAUGGAACAUCGGCCGCUGCCAUGAAACGUGCCUAUCACAUCGAUGAACUCAAAGAUCCCGCCAACAAAGACAAACUCAAACCGGACGUUGAAUAUUAUUUAUCGCAACAGGUUUUCCCCGUUGUAUUCCGUAUCUGCGAACCACUCGAAGGUACAGAUGCCUGCCGGCUAGCUCUAUGCCUCGGGUUGGAUCCGAAAAAGUUCCAAAGCCUUGGCGCAGCACGGGACCAAGAUAGAGACUACGCCGAUGGAGAAGCCGUUCAGAAAACCAUCACCCAGAAAUAUCGCCUAUGUCAUCGAUUCGAGUUCACGUGCGUUACAUGUGGAACCAAGAAUCCGGUGGCCAGUGGUUUCAAACGGGAUAGCGGAAAACACAAGUCCAUUUUCGAACGGUGUGCCAACGACAGCUGCUCAGUCCUACCCCAACAAUACCUGCCGGCUAUCAUCAACGAGCUGACACUGGCCAUUCGAGCGGAUAUUAAACGGUUCUAUCAAAGGUGGAUGGUCUGUGACAACCCGAUUUGCAAUCAAAACACGAGACUUUAUUCUCAGGUUGCCACUAAGAAUAACCCGCACUGCAUUCACUGUCAGAAAGGCCUUCUGAUCCAACAAUACUCGGAAUCAGAUUUGUACCUUCAGCUCAACUACUACAAUUAUAUGUUCGAUCUGAAUCUCUAUGAAGUCAGAAUAACAAAAGUUCUUUCAGCCGAGUUGAAGAACAUGUACAACAUCCUGAAGGCAACCGUUGAUCGGUUCCUAUCCCGUUCCAAAUACGCCACCAUCCAGUUGUCGACGCUGUAUUUGAACUAUGCUGUAAAUCAUAAUUCACGUCAUUCGAAACAGUACCCUAUCAAAGCGAUUAUGGAGGAUUGUAACGGUGGGAAGAUACCAUGGAACAAUUACAUAAAUUUCGAAUGAACUCUGACAUAUUCGCUCCAAUAAAAAAAAACUAAAUAUAUUAUAUUUUCUAAAUGAGAUCCGCCGCUCUUGUUUAAAAUAAAGUAAUGCUUAUUUUAAAAUAAAUUUUUACUG